Messenger RNA from Austrofundulus limnaeus, 533 nucleotides. RefSeq names its product gamma-crystallin M3. Gene Ontology annotation, biological process: visual perception; lens development in camera-type eye. Gene Ontology annotation, molecular function: structural constituent of eye lens. Lineage: Eukaryota; Metazoa; Chordata; Actinopteri; Cyprinodontiformes; Rivulidae. The record is from RefSeq and is a predicted model, not a curated record.
CAGGUAGGGCACAGUUUGGUGCAAGAGCAAGAACAUCAGCAGCUUCAACAGCAGCAGCAGCAGCAGCCCACUGACCAUCAACAUGACUUCCACUGGAAUGAACACGAUGAGCAGAAUCAUCUUCUACGAGGACAGGAACUUCCAGGGUCGCUCCUACGAGUGCAUGAGCGACUGCCCCAACAUGUCCUCCUACCUGAGCAGGUGCCACUCCUGCAGGGUGGAGAGGGGCUGCUUCAUGGUCUACGACCGCACCAACUACAUGGGCAACCAGUACUUCCUGAGGAGGGGCGAGUACGCCGACUACAUGAGCAUGAUGGGCAUGAGCGACACCAUCAGGUCCUGCCGCAUGAUCCCCAUGCACAGGGGAUCCUACAGGAUGAGGAUCUACGAGAGGGAGAACUUCGGAGGCCAGAUGUACGAGCUGAUGGACGACUGUGACAACAUCAUGGACCGUUACCGCAUGUCCAACUGCAUGUCCUGCAACGUGAUGGAYGGCCACUGGCUGAUGUACGAGCAGCCCCACUACAGGGGCA